This is a messenger RNA of Eremomyces bilateralis CBS 781.70, 2820 nucleotides long. Its product is annotated as NOL1/NOP2/sun family putative RNA met. Gene Ontology annotation, cellular component: nucleolus. The record is from RefSeq and is a predicted model, not a curated record. The transcript is spliced from 2 exons. The coding region runs from base 293 to 2386 and encodes 697 amino acids. Gene Ontology annotation, biological process: rRNA base methylation; maturation of LSU-rRNA. Gene Ontology annotation, molecular function: rRNA (cytosine-C5-)-methyltransferase activity; RNA binding. NCBI's taxonomy places the organism in Eukaryota, Fungi, Ascomycota, Dothideomycetes, Eremomycetales, Eremomycetaceae.
AUUUUGGCUUCCUACAUCCCAUGGCAUGGACGCCAUAAAGUCCGGAUUAUCUGGUGCGAUUGCCAGCGUGAGGUAUUGCGCUGGUCAGUGGUGACGAAUCCGAUGCCAAGAACUUAAAGGAUGAACUGCCAAAUCUCACUAGUCCAGAAAUGGUUAAGUGCGAAAACCCCACGUGGCAGGGAUUCGACGAGAUUUGAAAACUUUCCAGGCUACCAGAGAGUAACGAGACCACUCACUAUUUGGAGGAAUUCCGUCUCGCAAAACCGCUGGACUACCACGAUAAAAGUUCAAAAUGGGUGUCGGACGUCGCAUGCAAAAGCAAGGCCCGCCGCCUCCGCUAGAUGAAUCCAAAGUGACGAGAAAGCGAAAGGAAUUUCAAAACCAAGAUGCGCCGGACACCAAGAAGAGGAAGUUUGACAAGAACUCCAAAUCGGCUCCGGGUACCUAUGGUAGAUCCAGAGCUGCGUCCACCAAGCCCAAGGUGACCGCGAAGGUCGACGAUCGGAAAGUCAAGGCCGCGCCGAAGACCAAGCAACCACAGGCCCGCAAAGUACCCGCUGCGAAGUCCAAGAAAGUUGUAUCUGUUGAAGCUAGCGCAUCUGACGACCUCGAAGUGCUUGAGGAUGGUUCGGAUAUUGAUAUGUCGGAAGAUUUAGAUAUGGCCGAGAAUGGUCUGGAGGGCUUCAAGGCACAGUUGGAUGACAUUGAAAGCGAUGGGGAGGACGAGGGAUCAUCUAUUGGGGCGGAAGGCGACGAUUUCCUUGGAUUGGGGUCCGAAGCCUCCGACUCCGUCGUUGACUCGGAAGAUGAAGGCUUGAGCCAGGCCGCCCGGCGAGCGAUUUGGUCCGAGGACGAAGACGACGGAUCACUUUCCGACACCGAGCAACUGACGGCCUCGAACAUCGCGGGCUUGUCGAAGCAACUAGACCGAGAACAAGCGCAAGAAGCCGCUGAAGCGCAAGCCGAGUUGGAAGAGGCGCAGUUACAAACGAACAUCUUGGGCGAUCAAGAUGGAAUGUUCUCCGACUCGGACGGCGACGCCGAGGGAGUUCCGAAAAUCGCUCGGCUCGCGCCCGAUCUCCAGUUCCUACGACAGCGGAUAUCCGAAGCGAUUCGCGUGCUCGACAACUUCUCGCAGCUGGCUGAGGAGGGGAGAAGCCGGUCGGAUUAUAUGCAGAAGUUGUUGAAGGAUAUCUGCACGUACUACGGAUAUUCGCCGUUCCUCGCCGAGAAGCUCUUCCUGCUCUUCCCUCCGAAAGAAGCUCUCGCCUUCUUCGAUGCCAACGAGACCCCGCGACCGGUCGUCCUCCGUACCAACACGCUCCGCACUUCGAGGCGCCAGCUCGCACAGGCAUUGAUCAGCCGUGGUGUGUCUCUGGAGCCCGUGGGCAAGUGGUCCAAGGUGGGACUCCAAGUAUUCGAAUCUCCCGUGCCGUUGGGUGCCACCCCCGAGUACCUUUCCGGACAAUACAUGUUACAAGCCGCAGCAUCAUUCCUCCCCGUCAUGGCUCUCGCGCCGCAGGAGCACGAGCGUGUACUGGACAUGGCAUCCGCGCCCGGUGGAAAAACGACGUACGCCGCCGCGCUGAUGCGCAAUACCGGCUGUAUCUUCGCCAACGACGCCAACAAGCAGCGAGCCAAGGGUCUUAUCGGCAACAUCCACCGCAUGGGCGUCAAGAACACUGUCAUCUGCAACUACAACGCUCUAGAGUUCCCGAAGGUGAUGGGCGGGUUCGACCGAGUGCUGCUGGACGCUCCGUGCAGCGGCACCGGCGUCAUCAGCAAAGAUCCCAGCGUCAAAACAAACAAGACCGAGAAAGACUUCCUGCGCCUCCCCCACCUGCAGAAGCAGCUGCUGCUGGCCGCGAUCGACAGCACCGACCACGCAUCCAAGACCGGCGGCUACAUCGUCUACUCCACCUGCAGCGUGACGGUCGAAGAAAACGAGCAGGUGGUGCAAUACGCCUUAUCACGACGCCCCAACGUCAAGAUCGUGCCCACUGGCCUUCCGUUCGGCCGCGAAGGCUUCACCAACAUCAUGGGCAAGAAGUUCGACGCCUCGAUGAAGGAGACGCGUCGCUUCUACCCGCACGUGCAGAAUCUCGACGGGUUCUUCGUGUGCAAGCUGAAGAAAACCGGACUGACGCCGGCAAACGCGGUGCACGCCAAUGGCGUUGGCGCCGGUGUGGUGAAAGCUGCGGAGGAAGAGGCGGUGGACCGGACGCCUUUGAGGGAUGAGGAGGAAGAGAAGGCGGAUGAAUUCGGUGGGUGGGAUGAAGAGGAGGAUGCGCAGUAUAUUGAGCGGGCGAAGAAGAAGUCGAUGAGGAGAAGGGGGUUGAAUCCGAAGUUGGCCGGGAGGAAGCCAGUGGAGAAGAAGGCGAGCUGAGGCUCGCUAACGUUGUAGAUUUCAGUAUUCAGCAGGAGGAUACUAUCUUCCUUCAUAAAAAUUGUGCAGUUAAGGUUCGAGCGACUGAUAUCCAAACCCUGCCCUCCCGCAUCCACUCCAUGCCAGUCGAGGGCUUAAGUCCGGAGACUGCAUCUAACAUCAGGUCAAAGUAAAGCAGUUAGAAAAGAUACUCGGUCCUGAGCUUCGAUUCAACCCUACUCCGUACCGCAUCUCCACGGCACACGCAGCUCAUUGUUCUCUCCCUUCGCGUAAUAGCCUGAAUUCGCGGCAGACUAGCAGCCCCUGAAAGGUUGCCUUCCCGAAUUUGAACCACCACAGACGGUGCCAACCAUAAUCUAUAAAUUGGAAUCUCUGCAGCUCUUUAGCGGCCUUAGGCAUAAUCAUGGAUCCUAUCUCGUUCAUCGCUCAAUCCA